UGAUCUCUUCGGGCCACCGUCGCUGAGCAUGCGUAAAUAAACGUGGCGGGACGUAUGUGUCAUGGCGCUCUCCAUCUAAAGUCUGUGCAGCUUCCGGAGAGUGGCGGGUUGAUUCUCCCACUUUGGACUGGUUUUUACUUCCCGACUUCUGGACUCAUCUUUCAAGAGGACUUUAGACUAAUUGCAGAUAAUUAAGAGAAUAUGCCUUCUGCAUCCUGUGAUACACUACUGGGUGACAUAGAAGAUAUUGUGUCUCACGAAGAUUCAAAACCACAAGAUAGGCAUUUUGUAAGAAAGGAUGUUGUCCCGAAGGUACGAAGGCGAAAUACCCAAAAAUAUUUGCAAGAGGAAGAAAACAGUCCACCAAGUGACAGCACUAUUCCAGGCAUACAGAAAAUUUGGAUACGAACAUGGGGUUGUUCUCAUAAUAAUUCAGAUGGAGAAUAUAUGGCUGGACAGCUAGCUGCUUAUGGCUAUAAAAUUACAGAAAAUGCAUCUGAUGCAGAUUUAUGGCUCCUGAACAGUUGCACUGUAAAAAACCCAGCUGAAGACCACUUUAGAAACUCAAUUAAGAAAGCUCAAGAGGAGAACAAGAAAAUCGUACUGGCUGGAUGCGUUCCUCAAGCCCAGCCUCGCCAGGACUACCUUAAGGGACUGAGUAUCAUUGGGGUUCAACAGAUAGACCGUGUGGUAGAAGUUGUGGAGGAAACAAUUAAAGGUCACUCUGUGAGACUGCUGGGUCAGAAAAAGGAUAAUGGAAGGAGGCUGGGGGGAGCACGAUUGGAUUUGCCGAAGAUUAGGAAGAAUCCACUGAUAGAAAUCAUUUCCAUCAAUACCGGGUGUCUCAAUGCUUGUACCUACUGCAAAACUAAACACGCCAGAGGAAAUUUGGCCAGUUAUCCAAUUGAUGAACUAGUAGAUAGAGCCAAACAAUCUUUUCAAGAGGGUGUUUGUGAGAUAUGGUUGACCAGUGAAGACACGGGGGCUUAUGGCAGAGAUAUUGGCACCAAUCUCCCCACACUCCUGUGGAAACUGGUUGAAGUGAUUCCUGAGGGAGCAAUGCUGAGGCUUGGCAUGACAAAUCCGCCCUAUAUUUUAGAGCAUCUGGAGGAAAUGGCAAAAAUCCUUAAUCACCCCAGAGUCUACGCUUUUCUGCACAUACCAGUCCAGUCUGCCUCCGACAGCGUACUCAUGGAAAUGAAAAGAGAAUACUGUGUGGCUGACUUCAAAAGAGUAGUGGAUUUUCUGAAAGAGAAAGUUCCUGGAAUAACUAUUGCUACAGAUAUUAUCUGUGGUUUUCCUGGAGAAACAGAUCAGGAUUUUCAAGAAACAGUGAAACUUGUUGAAGAGUACAAAUUCCCAAGCCUCUUUAUUAAUCAGUUUUACCCAAGACCAGGAACUCCUGCUGCAAAAAUGGAACAAGUUCCAGCACAAGUGAAAAAGCAAAGGACAAAAGAUCUUUCUCGGGUAUUUCAUUCUUACAGUCCGUAUAAUCACAAGAUUGGUGAAAGACAGCAAGUGUUAGUAACAGAAGAGUCUUUUGAUUCCAAGUUUUAUGUUGCACACAAUCGAUUCUAUGAGCAGGUUUUAGUGCCAAAGAACCCUGCAUUCAUGGGGAAAAUGGUUGAAGUGGACAUCUGUGAAUCAGGCAAACAUUUUAUGAAAGGGCAGCCGGUAUCUGAUGCCAAAGUGUACACACCCUCCAUCAGCAAACCGCUAGCAAAGGGAGAAGUCUCAGGCUUGACAAAGGACUUCAGAAAUGGGCUUGGGAGUUCAGGAUCUCACACCUCUGCUGCAUCUAGGUGUGACUCAGCGAGUUCUAGAAUGGUGCUGCCCAUGCCAAGGCUACAUCAAGACCGCGCACUGAGGAUGUCCGUGGGCUUGGCUCUGCUGGCUCUUCUUUUUGCUUUUUUUGUCAAGGUCUAUAAUUAGAAUACAACUAAAUGAAACAUCUGUAAAGAAGAACACAUUUCUAAUUAAAAUCUUCAGUGAACAGGAAAGCGACACCUCCGUUCUCAAAGGGCAAUAAUUUGUACUGGUCAUGCUGCCUCCUCUUCAGCCACUCUUCUCAGUGAGGCUCCCCCUGUCUCACAUUGAGUUGGGCCCAUUGGUUAUUUGACCUAAAACCUAAUCACGGCUACCAUAGCACAUCCUUCAAAUUAAACUGCUUUUGGUUUACUUUUAGCAAUAAAUGCAAGCAAUCACAUUUUUUUGUGUUUGUUUCCAUCUCCAAUCUUUAAGUCAGAACCUAAUUGUGCAGUGGCUCUGGCCAUCUUUUCCUCAUGUGGAAGCAUUUUCUAUCUUUAAUAAACAUUUUUUGUUUUUUCAGAUGGAGUUUCACUCUUUUCGCCCAGGCUGGAGUGCAGUGGUGCAAUCUCAGGUCACUGCAACCUCUGCCUACUGGGUUCAAACGAUUCUCCUGCCUCAGCCUCCCACUGGGAUUACAGGCAUGUGCCACCAAGCCCAGCUAAUUUUUUGUGUUUUUAGUAGAGACGGAGUUUCACCAUGUUGGCCAGGCUAGUCUGGAACUCCUGACCUCAAGUGAUCCACCCACCUCGGCCUCCCAAAGUGCUGGGAUUACAGACAUGAGCCACUGCCCCCAGCUUCUUUAAUAAACACUUUUAAGUGCAUCUUCCCCUUCAGGCUUUGUCUGGAGUCCCAGUGCUACAAACAUUGUAUUUUUCACAGCAGAUAUGUUCCUGAAAAGUGUAUAGAAACCUGUUCUGGGAACUUGAAUGCUUUUGGAAUGCACGCGGAGAGUCUGCUUCCUGGCAACAUUCUGUGAAAUAUGAAACUGAAAAACUGGAUUUGUCAAAAACAAAUUGUGCCCAUUUUCUCACAUUUUUGAUCCAUUCUUUUUUUUGGUUGUUUUUGUUUUUGUUUUUGUUUGAGUCAAGGUCUCACUCUGUCACUCAGGCUGGAGUGCAAUGGCAGUAUCUUGGCUCACUGCAGCCUCGACCUCCUGGGCUGAAGCAGUCCUCCUACCUCAGCUCCCUAAUAGCCAGGACUACAGACACAUACCACCAUGCCCAACUAAUUUUUUAAUUUUUUGUAGAGAUGAGUGUCACUAUGUUGCCCAGGCUUGUCUGGAACUCCUAGCCUCAAGCAGUGUUCUAGCUUCAGCCUCCCAAAGUGCUGGGAUUAUAGGCGUGAGCCACUCCACCCAGCCCAGAUUAAAUGUUUUUAUUUCUACAUGCCAUCAUUGGUCUUUCCUAAGUGAAGUGACUUCUUUAACAAUAAAUGGAAUUGGUAUAUGAAGCAAA
Chlorocebus sabaeus (green monkey) is the source of this 3263-nucleotide messenger RNA. It is a transcript of the gene CDKAL1, whose product is annotated as CDKAL1 threonylcarbamoyladenosine tRNA methylthiotransferase. Gene Ontology annotation, cellular component: endoplasmic reticulum. Gene Ontology annotation, biological process: tRNA methylthiolation. Lineage: Eukaryota; Metazoa; Chordata; Mammalia; Primates; Cercopithecidae. The record is from RefSeq and is a predicted model, not a curated record. Gene Ontology annotation, molecular function: 4 iron, 4 sulfur cluster binding; tRNA (N(6)-L-threonylcarbamoyladenosine(37)-C(2))-methylthiotransferase activity.